CCGGACCUAAGAUGGCGGCGGCGUUGGCGGGGAGGAGGCGGCGUUGGUGGCCGCGGACGUGCGGGCUGUCGCGGGGUGCGGGCGGGACGCGGCUCUGGCCGGGCUCGCAGGGCGGAUAGAGCGGGGCCAGCGCGGCGGAGCGGGGCCGCUAUGGGCUCCCAGGCGCUGCAGAUCCUGCGCCAGGGCGUGUGGGCGGCGCUAAGCGGUGGUUGGUACCAGGACCCGCACCAGGGCGUCGGGGUCAACGCGCUGCACCUGUAUCUGUGGCUCUUCCUGCUGGGCUUCCCCUUCACUCUCUACAUGGCCCUUCCUUCUUCAAUGGUGAUAGUAGCAGUCUACUGUCCAGUGAUAGCAGCUCUCUUCAUUGUUCUGAAAAUGGUGAACUACCGUUUGCACAGGGCAUUGGAUGAGGGAGAAAUUGUGGAGAGGAAUGCCAAUGAACAUAUGGACAGGGGUGCAAAAACUGAACAAGGAAAUACUUCAACCAGGAGAACAGACAGCAAUGGGCCCAGUGACCCUGGUGGAGGGAUUGAGAUGUCUGAGUUCAUACGAGAAGCCACUCCCCCAGUUGGCUGCAGUUCACGCAAUUCUUAUGCUGCUCUAGACCCAAACAACCAGAUUGGAUCAGGAUUAUCUCGUCUUGGAACAACAGCAACCAUCAAAGGAGAUACUGACACUGCGAAGACUUCUGAUGAUAUCAGUUUAAGUCUUGGCCGGAGUUGUAGUCUUUGUAAAGAAGGAAGUGAAGAACAAGAUUUGGCAGCUGAUCAGAAGAUUCUUCAUCUGGUCUCCAAUGACUCCUUUGUCUCCAUCCAGCCUUCGUUAUCCUCUGGCCAGGAUUUGCCAAGGGACAACAGUGAUAAAGUGUGCCUCCCUAACAACCACCACGUGGAUCAGUCUAUAUCUAGUGCAUGUGACACUGAAGUGGCUUCUCUUGUACCUUUGCAUUCCCACUCCUAUAGAAAAGAUCACAGACCACGAGGUGUGCCAAGGACCUCUAGCUCUGCUGUUGCUUUUCCAGAUGCUUCUCUAAAUGACUUCCCUCUCUAUCAACAAAGACGAGGACUAGAUCCAGUCAGUGAGUUGGAAGCUUCCAAACCCCAUUGUGGAUCCAAAGAAUCCUUAGCUGAGAACUCUUGUAUUUCAGGAGUCUUUCAGUUAGAUGACAUCCUGAAAAGUAGCAGCCCCCAGCAGCUGGCCAAGAGUGGGAAGAGCAAAUCUUUGAAAGCAGAAAAAAGUGUGGACAGUCUGAGAAGCCUGAGUGGUAGGAGUAGUGGUUCAACAGAAAGCUAUUGCAGUGGAAUUGAUCGUGACACUAACAGUACCAUCAGUAGUUACAAAAGUGAGCAGACCAGUUCAACUCAUGUAGAAAAUGUGUUGUCAGAGCAUGAGGAGUCUCCUAGAGAAGAGAGAGAGAACAGCAAGAAAAAGGACUGCUGUAUUGACUCAGAGGAUGACAGUAGCUCUGCUACGGAUAAAAGGUCUGGUAGUGAAAGAACUGCUGUAGAAAUGAGCACUAAUAGUGGUGUUCAAGAAACAAAGGAUUCUAACACAUCCGAUGAGAUACACAGUCAAAGGGGUCUUAGUGCCUCUGCUUCAGAAGAAGCCAAUAAGAACCCACAUGCCAAUGAACUGACUACACAAGUAGACAGGCCACCUGGGAAGGCUGCUGAAACAAGAGAUGAUCAGAGUGAGAAAUUGGCUGCCUUAGUUGAUUCAAGAACUUGUAAAGAAACAGGUGGUAAACAAAAGGAAGGAGAUGUACGACCUAAAUCAUCUAGCUUAAUCCAUCGGACAGCCUCUGUUCAUAAAUCGAGCAGGAGACGGACAGGAAAAAAGCGGGCUAGCAGUUUUGACUCAAGCCGGCAUAGGGAAUACAUUUCCUUUCGAGGCGUGUCUGGAACCAAACCCCAAAGUGCUGUGUUUUGUCAUGACGAGGACUCCAGUGAUCAGAGUGACUUGAGCAGGACCUCAAGCAUGCAGUCAGCCCACCAGUUCAGCAGUGAUAGUUCUUCCAGCACCACUUCCCAUUCAUGCCAGUCUCCUGAGGGCAAGUACAAUGCUCUAAAGACCAAAUACAUUAAAGAAAGAGGAGGCGCAGACUCAAACACCUACAAAGCCCAUUUAGGCUCUGAAGGAAUUAGCAAAAAACGUUCAACACGUCGAACUUCUAGUACUAACAGUGUGAAGAGUCGUGCCAGAGUAUUAAGUCUGGACAGUGGUACUGUAGCCUGUUUAAAUAACCCAAAUAGCUUAAUGGCACCAGGUAACAUAAAACAAUUAACCACUUCAAAAUCAGAUUUGGAGGCCAAAGAGGGAGAGGUGCUAGAUGAGCUAUCUCUAUUGGGAAGGGCUUCACAUUUAGAGUCAGUCACGCGUUCUAGGAAUAGUUUACCAAGCCAGGCUAUGUUUCCUGAAGGGGAAGAGCAAGAAUCAGCAAGUGGAGCAGCACAAGCCAGCGAGGAGACUGUCAUGUUUCACCGUGAACGCAGCACAUUUAGGCGUCAGGCAGUACGGCGCCGGCACAAUGCAGGGAGUAACCCCACCCCUCCCACAUUGCUCAUCGGAUCGCCCCUCAGCCUUCAAGAUGGUCAGCAAGACCAGCAAUCCACAACACAGGUCAAAGUCCAGUCCCGCCCCCCUUCCCAGGCAGCUGUGCUCAGCGCUAGCGCCUCCUUGCUGGUGAGAAAUGGGAGUGUCCACUUAGAAGCAUCACAUGACAAUGCAUCUGCUGUAGGCGGUAGCAGUUUGCACGAUGAACUUGGUAAGUUUAGUUCUACACUCUACGAGACGGGAGGCUGUGACAUGUCACUUGUGAACUUUGAGCCAGCUGCAAGAAGAUCAUCCAACAUCUGUGACACGGACUCUCAUGUAUCAAGUUCUACCUCAGUUCGCUUUUAUCCACAUGAUCUACUUUCUCUUCCUCAGAUCAGGUUGAACAGGCUGUUAACUAUAGAUACAGAUCUGCUGGAGCACCAAGACAUUGACCUAAGCCCUGACCUUCAGGACCGUAUGCAAUCACAAGAGGAAGCAGCCCAGAAAGUUAAACAAUACUAUCGCUUUUGGAUCCUACCCAAGCUGUGGAUUGGCAUUAAUUUUGAUAGGCUAACUCUCUUGGCUUUGUUUGAUAGGAAUCGUGAGAUCCUUGAAAAUGUGUUAGCUGUCAUCCUAGCUAUUUUAGUUGCUUUCCUGGGUUCUGUACUCCUUAUAGAGGGCUUUUUCAAGGAUAUCUGGGUCUUCCAGUUUUGCCUGGUAAUAGCCAGUUGUCAGUACUCACUACUCAAGAGUGUUCAACCAGAUUCUUCUUCCCCUCGACAUGGUCAUAAUCGUAUCAUAGCCUAUAGUAGGCCUGUUUAUUUCUGUUUGUGUUGCGGUCUUAUAUGGUUGUUGGAUUAUGGCAGCAGAAAUACAUCUACAACAAGGUUCAGGUUGUAUGGAGUGGUUUUCACCAACCCGUUGCUGCUGCUGUCCGCCAGGGACUUAGUUAUAGUAUUUACGCUGUGUUUCCCUAUCGUAUUCUUCAUUGGUCUCCUGCCUCAGGUGAAUACAUUUGUGAUGUACCUCUGUGAACAGCUGGAUAUUCAUGUCUUUGGUGGCAACGCCACUACAAGCCUGCUUGCAGCUCUUUACAGUUUCAUCUGUAGUAUUGUGGCAGUAGCAUUAUUGUAUGGAUUCUGUUAUGGUGCCCUGAAGGAUUCUUGGGAUGGCCAGCAUAUUCCAGUCCUCUUCUCAAUAUUCUGUGGCUUGUUAGUAGCGUUAUCCUAUCAUCUCAGCAGACAAAGUAGUGACCCUUCUGUACUUUUCUCUUUAGUACAAUCAAAAAUUUUUCCUAAUUCCGAAGACAAAAACCCAGAGGAUCCUCUGUCUGAAGUCAAAGAUCCUUUACCUGAAAAACUUAGAAAUUCAGUGAAUGAACGGUUACAAUCUGACCUGAUAGUGUGCCUCGUCAUUGGUGUACUCUAUUUUGCAAUUCAUGUCAGUACAGUAUUCACAGUUUUGCAGCCUGUCCUUAGCUACAUUUUGUAUGCGUUGGUGGGCUCAGUAGGAUUUUUAACCCAUUAUGUGCUGCCUCAACUCCGAAAGCAGCUUCCUUGGCACUGUUUCUCUCACUCAUUGCUGAAAACCAAGGAAUAUUAUCAAUUUGAAGUCCGAAAUGCUGCCCAUGUAAUGUGGUUUGAGAAACUUCAUGUAUGGCUGCUCUUUGUGGAGAAGAAUGUUAUCUACCCCCUGAUAGUCCUCAAUGAGCUCAGCAGCAGUGCCAAGAACAUUGCUAGUCCAAAGAAACUGGACACAGAGAUUGGCGCUUUAAUGAUCACCAUAGCUGGUUUGAAGUUGUUGCGUUCCUCUUUCAGCAACCCAACCUGCCAGUAUGUCACUGUUAUUUUCACAGUGCUCUUCUUUACAUUUGACUACAAAAGUUUUUCUGAGACCAUGCUGCUAGACCUCUUCUUCAUGUCCAUACUCUUCAGCAAGCUUUGGGAACUCUUUUAUAAACUGAGAUUUGUGUAUACUUAUAUUGCUCCUUGGCAGAUCACGUGGGGCUCUGCUUUCCAUGCUUUUGCCCAGCCCUUUGCUGUGCCACAUUCUGCAAUGUUGUUUGUCCAAGCGGCUAUAUCGGCUUUCUUCUCCACCCCACUGAACCCCUUUCUGGGAAGUGCAAUAUUCAUCACUUCAUAUGUCAGACCUGUCAAAUUCUGGGAAAGAGACUACAACACAAAGCGUGUGGACCAUUCAAACACAAGACUCGCUUCCCAGCUUGAUAGAAAUCCAGGUUCAGAUGAUAACAACCUGAAUUCAAUCUUCUAUGAGCAUUUAACCCGUUCCCUUCAGCACAGCCUGUGUGGAGACCUGUUGCUGGGGCGGUGGGGGAACUACAGUACUGGGGACUGCUUCAUCCUAGCUUCUGACUACCUCAAUGCACUAGUACACCUUAUAGAGAUAGGAAAUGGUCUUGUCACCUUCCAGCUGAGGGGGCUUGAAUUCAGAGGCACUUACUGUCAGCAACGAGAAGUAGAGGCCAUCACCGAGGGGGUAGAGGAAGAUGAAGGGUUUUGUUGCUGUGAACCUGGCCACAUCCCACAUAUGCUUUCGUUCAAUGCUACCUUUGGUCAACGCUGGCUGGCAUGGGAAGUGCUUGUGACAAAGUAUGUUCUGGAAGGCUACAGCAUCACAGACAACAGUGCCGCAUCCAUGCUUCAAGUCUUCGAUCUUCGGAAAAUUCUCACCACUUAUUAUGUAAAGGGCAUUAUCUAUUAUGUCACAACAUCCCCCAAGCUGGAGGAAUGGUUAGCUAAUGAGACAAUGCAGGAAGGAUUACAGCCAUGUGCAGACUGCAACUAUGUUGAUGUGGACCCUACAUUUAAUCCAAAUAUUGAUGAGGAUUAUGACCAUCAUCUAGCAGGGGUCUCCAGAGAAAGUUUCUGUAUGACUUACCUCAACUGGAUAGAGUACUGCUGCUCCCGAAGAGAAAAGCCGCUGGAUGCAGAUAAAGACUCCUCCUUGGUGACUCUUUGUUACGGACUCUGUGUUCUGGGGCGGAGAGCUUUGGGGACUGCUUCCCAUCAUAUGUCUAGUAAUUUGGAAUCUUUCCUGUAUGGGCUGCAUGCCCUGUUUAAGGGCGACUUCCGUAUCUCUUCAAUCCGAGAUGAAUGGAUCUUUGCUGACAUGGAAUUGCUGAGGAAAGUGGUGGUUCCUGGAAUACGCAUGUCACUCAAACUACAUCAGGAUCACUUCACUUCCCCAGAUGAAUACGAUGACCCUACUGUCCUCUACGAAGCCAUUGUGUCCCAUGAGCAAAACCUGGUUAUAGCACAUGAAGGGGACCCUGCCUGGAGGAGUGCUGUCCUUUCCAACUCUCCCUCCCUGCUUGCCCUCCGCCACGUGAUGGAUGAUGGUACCAAUGAAUAUAAAAUCAUCAUGCUGAACAAGCGGUAUCUCAGUUUCAGAGUAAUCAAGGUAAAUAAGGAGUGUGUGCGUGGCCUCUGGGCUGGGCAGCAGCAGGAACUUGUCUUCCUGCGUAACCGUAACCCAGAAAGAGGGAGCAUCCAAAAUGCAAAGCAGGCUUUGAGGAAUAUGAUCAAUUCUUCUUGUGACCAGCCCAUUGGAUACCCCAUCUACGUCUCACCUUUGACUACUUCCUAUUCAGAUAGCCAUGAUCAGCUCAAGGAGUUUCUUGGGGGAGCUAUCAGUUUGGGAAAUAUCAGAAACUUCAUAGUGUCCACAUGGCACAGAUUAAGGAAAGGUUGUGGUGCUGGCUGCAACAGUGGUGGAAACAUUGAAGAUUCAGAUGCUGGAGGUGGGGCUCCCUGCACAAGUAACAGUGCAGCUGCCAAUGAGUCGCAAAGCAGCAUGUCACAAGCAGGCGGGAAUUUAAUUACAGGGCAGGGCCCUGGAGUGGGACUCCAUCCUCCUGUCACAUCUCACCCCUCAACAUUAGGCACCAGUCACAGCUCCCACUCUGUGCAGUCAAGCCUUGUCAGACAUUCCCCUGCCCGUGCCUCAGUAGCCAGCCAUUCAUCUUAUUGCUACAGCAGUCGCCAUUCAUCACUUCGCACGUCCACUACAGGCUUUGUGCCUUGCCGACGCUCUUCCACCAGUCAGAUAUCCCUUCGUAACCUCCCAUCCUCCAUCCAGUCCCGCCUAUCCAUGGUGAACCAAAUGGAACCCACUAGCCAGACUGGCGUUGUCAUCGUGCAGCAUGGCCUACCCUCUUCCAGCAGCUCCAGCCAAAGCAUCCCAGCCUGUAAACAGCAUGCCCUUGUGGGCUUUCUAGGAACAGAAGGCGGGAAUAACAUAACUGAUGCACAGUCAGGUGGUAAUGCAAGCCCUGCAAACCAUAUGCAAGCCAAAAGGGAUGAAGUUAUUUACAGAAUCCAGAUAAUGGAUCCCAGCCAAGUACUGGAAGGGAUCAACAUGUCUAAAAGGAAGGAGCUGCAGUGGCCAGAUGAGGUGAUACGGCUAAAAGCUGGAAGAAAUAGCUGGAAAGACUGGAGUCCUCAGGAAGGCAUGGAAGGCCAUGUGAUUCACCGCUGGGUGCCUUGCAGCAGAGAUCCAGGGAGUAGGUCCCACAUAGAUAAAACCAUCCUGCUGGUCCAGAUUGAAGACAAAUAUGUUGCUGUGGUUGAAACUGGAGUCCUAGAACUUGGGGCUGAAGUGUGAGCCACACUGCUAAUUAAACUUCCCCUCCUCCAAGGAUUCAGAAGAGAGGAGGGGUCAGGAGAGGAUGCUCCCCGGGCAUGAAACUUUAGUCCAGCUAUAGAACAGGACUUGAAAACGGGGCUUGUAGAAGGCCCUUCCCCAAAAUAAAGAAGUGUAAGAGCUGGGGGGGUUUAAGUUGUUAGCUGCUGAGGAAACAUUUGCAUGAAGGGUAAAGAUUUGUUGAGACAUCAUUUUUGUUUUGAAACUUUGUUUUAUGCAUUGUGUAUUGCUUUAAAUCAACAAACUUCAGUUCUAAAAUACGAGCGCCUCAUAUUUUUCUAUUGCUUUGCCAAAAAUUGCCAUGUUUUGUCACAGAGGAUGUGGCGUCCAUUUACCUUAUUUGAAGAAAGUGACUAGCAUACAAAGCUUUGGUUCAGCGUAAAGCUGUAUAGAGGUUUUAUGUAUGGCGAGAGACUGAACAGACAUAUAGAUUAUCUUCUUCCUUGUGAGCUAAAAUCUUUAAUGAGAGAACUGCACUAAUUUUUUACAGCGAUGCACUAAAAUAUCUGAGAUUGCUCAGAACAUUUAUUUAUAUAUAAAUAAAAUAUCAUUAUUUAAAUUGCCUUUGGGAUUAACCCCCUCCCUCUCCAUAUACAUGUUGACGGUAAAAGCUGUGCCAGGGAUUCUGUUUGGUUCAAUAGUCUGUAUUUCAUAUCAGUGCAUUGCAUCCUUUUCAGAAUAAAUGGCAGAAUACCAAAUAUCUAGUAAUGUACCUGAAUAUCCCCAUAACUAUAUCAAAGGCUGUUUUGGUUGUGGUGCAUCAAUCAUCUGUACAACAUAUUCAGCUUUAAAGUGGGUCCCAAUGCACUAAUUUGCAUCCUUUGUCUCCCUUAGAUAGUCCUGACUUCUCUGCUCCUUUACCCCUGGAGCUAACUCAGUUAUACUGACGGCUCUUCUCUGGAAAAGGCACUUGAUUUUUGAGGGAGGUAGAGGUGAAUCUUAGUCCAUGAUCCAGGUCUAUUUUCUGUGACCUUGAAGGUUUUCAGAUUCAAUCCAGUUAAACAACUGAGGUUUGGUUGGGUUUUUUUUUUUAAAGGAAUUAUAGAGGAGGCACAGCCCUAAACUGUUGUAUCAUUUUUACCAUCUCACCUUUCCUUUCCCUCUAGUCUUCAUUCUUUUCUAUGACUUGAAUUUUAUUUUCAAUUAUUAUAUAUUCUAUGUAACUGUAAUUUGAGUAUUUAUAACUGUGAAGUUCAAUUAUUCAUGUGUUACAUAUCCUAGGUUUUAUUGUGUUUUUUAAAAUGUGUUCUUCAGGGAAACAAGUAACUCAAAUUUACCAUGGAGGUGUGAGGAGAAAACUUCAGUUUAGAACUUCCCGGCUCUUUGAGCUCUGGUCAAGUGAAAAAUUCUUUAAGUUGCAGCUCCUCUGACUUGAUUCUCUGAAUCCAUGAGAAAAAUGUACAUGUUGUGAUUGUUUCCUGUCUCUGAUCUGGAAUUAUGCUCAGUUCUGCAGAGAACUUUACACAGUCCUAGCUUUUGAGAGCAGCCAUCUUCUCUCCCCCAUCAUUACCUCUUCUUCCUAGGUAGUAUAACUGGGGGAGACUUUUAGCAGAUUGCAGGGGAUGUGUUGCAAUUAUUUCUCUGUCAGCACUGAAAUCUAGUCCAUUAUAUACUUAUGUAAGAGUAAAUAUACAAGGGGUAAGGAAAAUGUAGGAAGCAAAUGCCUACUGCAAAGCAGUGUAGAUAUUCUGACUCAAGUUACUAUAUGCUUUUAGCUAUGAAAAAGUAGUCUUUUCUAUGCCUAGUGUCUGGUCAGUUAUGAAUCCUAUUCCUAGUGCACUGUUGUAGGGCUUUGCUUAUGUUGUAUACUAUGCAAAGCUUGUACACUUGAUGUACUGUGCAUUUUACAAUUGCAUAUUACUGUACAGUUUAUACAUAUGCAGUAUUUAAUCUUUGCAUAAAUGCACAGUUCAGAAUCUAUCACCUUAGAAAUCAUUUUUCUGUUCCAAACACCUUCCCAAACGUGCACAUGAUAGUGUGGUUACAUUUAUCUCCUAGUUAUCUGAAAACAGUGAAGUAGCUGACUUCAUUGGCAGUUUUGUAGCUUUGCUGUCAUGAGUGAAGAAAAUUUCUGUUUGAGUUGAACACAUUUUUAAUGAAGAUUUGUACUUUUAUGCCCUUUCUCUGCUGACAAUUACAAGAUCGAUUUCCUUGAUCAGUUGGAAUAUUGUUUCACAAAGACGAACGAAUGAGCAUCCUCUCUGGGGAUUUUGGUGUUCAUACAAGGGUUCUUUACUGUUCUGAUGCCUUGAGAGAAUCAGAUGCUUAAAAAGCAAAGUAAAUACAUACAGCCCAUUAUAAAAAAUCACAACUUGGAUGAAGCACCUCUUCAAAUAUGGUUUUUAUGUGCAAUCUCUGUUACUCUCUCUUGGGCAAGAAACAAGUCCAUUCCUAAUAAUAUGCUUUGAGGCUAUAUAAAAAUACUACAGUAACACUUUAUUAUUCAAAGUUAAAUUAAAAGGUAAAGUUUAGAAGAACCAAGGCAUGUCUUAAACAGUAAAUAUGACUUGUGGAUCUCUAUUUUUAAUCUUAAGGUUUCCAAUCUGUUGACAUUUGAACACCAAUUGCAACGUUGUUCUGCUGAAAGUGUUAUUAGUAAGUCUGUAUGAUGUCAUUCAGAUAGUUGUAUUUCACCAACACCAAAACUGCUUGUAAAUCCUAAUAAUUUACUAUUAACUGUUUUCAGAUAUGCUCACUAAAAAUCAGCUAAUUGCAAUUUUACCCUUCCAUACGGCUUUUAAAAAUUCUUUCACCUUACAAUAUUCCAGUUACUUGGUUAUAAAGUCCUUAAAUUAUCUCAAUUAUUUUAUAUUGGAUUGUCUAUUAAUUUGUAUAAAAUUAGUGGGCUCUUGAUUUCAUGAUGGACAAAACCCUACCCAAAUUCUUCUGACUCCAAAUAUGUUAGGUCAGCCUGUGCUCCAGCAAGAUUUAUUUUAAAUUGAUUGCUAUGCUUUCAUUUUUGUGGUGGUGUAAUCGUUAGAAGUUAAUACUGAGGCAUACGAAUUUUUUAUUUUUGAGGGGCAGUGGAAGCACUGAAUAUUCUCACAUUGUUGUCCUACCAGACUAGAGUGUCAUGGCUGUAGAAUAGAGUUCUUAAACUUUCUCAGUCCAACAUGGAAACUUCAGCCUUGUAGAAAGGUGGUGGCAGGGUUUCACUCCUAUCCUCUGGCAGCAUUGUGUGUUGCUGGUAUUUUGCUGUAUUAACAUUCCAGUUAAGACUAGCUUUGUAGUGUCCUGGAAUAUGGAUCCACAUCUACUUUGUUUCUGUAAGUAGAUUUCUCUAAAGGUGGUAUUUGUAGAUAAAUACAUUAAGGGCUUAUUGCUGAGCUAAAAUGAAUAUUUAAGUACAGAAAUACACUGACUGUCUGUACUAAGCAAAUUGCAGGGGCAUUCAGCAGCAAAACACAAUUAAAGUUAACUUAAAUUCUUGAAUUCCUCCUCUCCCACACUAGCUACCUGUGAAAUCUUUUGAUACUUCCUGGUUUUGCUAAUGACAUCCCAGAAUGCAUAUGACCACCACUGAUACCUGAAUUUCUAUGCAACUCAUGGUAUCUGUGAUGUCAUGGAGUGAUGGAUUAAUUCUGGGAUCUCUCUUGCAAACUAGGAAGUGAUAGAGGAUUUCACAAUGGGGUUGGGGGAGGAAGGAUUUUAAAAAAGGUAAGUAGUUGAAUGGCCCUAUAUCCUGUUUAGUGGGGCACUUGGCACAUUUCUGACCUUGACUCAAUUUUCAUAUUAACUCUUUGCAGUUCAUCUCCAGUCCUUCCUCUACCCCAUUCUGCUUUCUGUGAGAUGGUGAUCUUUUAGGGCAGACCUUAGGUGAAUAAUUAACUGAAAAUUCAGAAUAGAUAUGCUGUGGUAUUAGUGCCUUUGGCAGUUUGUGGCAGAUGCCCUAAAAGUUUUGCCUUGGGGAAUAAUAUCCAACUGUGAAUCAUUUCACUGAUACCACAUCCAAGAGACUAAAUGACCCAGUGGUAUAGAUACAUAACUUAUACUUGUUGAAGACCUUUAUUAAUAGAAAAUGGACUCUCCCUCCACAAACUGGAGUAGAACAACUUGGAUUUCUUAUAAUGAAUAAUCAUUCAAAAUAUAUAAGUAACUCAUAUUGGAUAUCUGGUUAAACCACCAGGUUUUAUGUAGCUAAUUUUAUUAAGGGGAUUUUAUACCUAUUAUAUAGGCUUUAACUCUUCUUGUUGUCUGGCAUUACUCAGUACAUGAUAGCCUGAUGUUCACUCAGUGAAGCUAGACAGUGUAAGAAAUUAGUUGUAUUUAUGUGCCUUAAUAAAAGAAUGGUUACAUAACACCUUGGUGGGAACUACAGUACAUUACUUGUUUCACCUCAGUGUUGUAUACGUAUAUUUCCAAGAAAAAUGAUUUAAGAUGGCUGCUCCAAAAGACUUCAGGAGUAUAUGUACAUCACUCAGUCACAAACAUUUGAAUACAAGCAAUCUAAUAAUUUCUGGUGUACAGUUUGAAUAUAUAACCUCUGGUAAAUUCAAUCAUCCCAUGACUUUAAUAGACAGAUGACAUAGAGCUGAAUGUUAACUUGUUCCAUAAGGACCCUAAGUAGGCCUGACAAUGAGCUGCUGAUUAGAAAAUUGAGGGAGGAGGGGAAUAAAACAUAGAUGGGGAGAGUGGGUUGAGUUUUGAAUGGGCUAUGAAAAAUACACAUUGCCUCUACCAGCAUAUGGAUAUCUUGCCAGGGAUAGGGAUACAUGUUCUUGCGUGUGUCUGUAAGCGUGUAUGUGUCUGCGUGUGUGUUAUUGAAAACCGCCUGUAAAUAUUGUAGUUGUUUAAAAUGGAAAAAGCAGAGAUUUUUUUGCAAUGUGUUGUAUCAAAAAGGACAGUAUUGACAGUGAAGAAACACUGAGAAAUAAAAUUUUCUUUUUUCA
Messenger RNA from Chrysemys picta bellii (western painted turtle), 12086 nucleotides. It is a transcript of the gene PCNX1, whose product is annotated as pecanex 1. NCBI's taxonomy places the organism in Eukaryota, Metazoa, Chordata, Testudines, Emydidae. The record is from RefSeq and is a predicted model, not a curated record. Gene Ontology annotation, cellular component: membrane.